Platichthys flesus (European flounder) is the source of this 750-nucleotide messenger RNA. RefSeq names its product phospholipase A2 group X (gene pla2g10). Gene Ontology annotation, molecular function: calcium ion binding; phospholipid binding. Bases 16 to 708 code for a protein of 230 amino acids. The transcript has 5 exons. NCBI's taxonomy places the organism in Eukaryota, Metazoa, Chordata, Actinopteri, Pleuronectiformes, Pleuronectidae. The record is from RefSeq and is a predicted model, not a curated record. Gene Ontology annotation, biological process: arachidonate secretion; phospholipid metabolic process; lipid catabolic process.
AAAUAACUUAGCUAGAUGGCUGUAACGCUGAAGGCCGCCCUUUGCAUCUUCUUCUACUGCCAGGGGCGGCGCAGCGUACACGGAGCUGCUGCCCCCCGCAGGCACCUGAGGGACACGACAGCAUCCUGCAUACAUGUGACGAUGCAACUUCAGGGGGAAAUCCACACAGAGUUUUGCAUUUGGAAACAGACAGAUAAAGACAGACUGAGUGAAAGUGAACAGUGUGGAGUCGAGCUGCCUGUUGACAUGUCUGCGUUCUACCGACUGCUUCUCCUGUUGUCUGUGGCUGUGGCCUCUGUGGCAGCACGCAGGUCCCAGCGGGCCAGGAGAGGGCUACUCGAGCUGGCGGGCGCCAUCAAAUGCAGCACAGGGAGAUCUGCCCUGGCUUACAUGAUGUACGGAUGCUACUGUGGACUGGGCGGUCAGGGCUGGCCCAGGGACCAGGCGGACUGGUGUUGCCACAAGCAUGAUUGCUGUUAUGGAGAUGCAGAGAGUCUGGGCUGCAGUACCAAAACAGACCAGUAUCAGUGGACGUGUGAGGACAAGACAGCUGAGUGCGAUGAUUUGGAGGACAACUGUGAAAUGCUGCUGUGCAAGUGUGACAGAAACGCUGCCAAAUGCCUGAGAAAAGCACCUUUCAUCCGAAAAUACGCCUUGUGGCCGGAUUUUAUGUGCGGUUACAAACAACCGAUGUGUAGUAUUUAUUGAUACAAUAAACACAUCUGCUGUGAUGACAGACGAAAAAGUCAA